This is a messenger RNA of Sclerotinia borealis F-4128, 1251 nucleotides long. Lineage: Eukaryota; Fungi; Ascomycota; Leotiomycetes; Helotiales; Sclerotiniaceae. The record is from the annotation of a GenBank genome assembly.
AUGGAUCACUCACGGUCAAGUGUUGUAUCUUCCAACGGAAAGCUACCCAUCACCACAUUCGAUUUGACCCCUCAAGAGAAAGGCGGAGCAGGGACUACGGAGAACCGAAGGAAAUCCCUAAAGCUCGCAGUUCAGUGCUUGAUAGUGGUGAUAUUACUAAAUAUAUCUCUAUAUAUUGCAGUCCGAUUUUCCUCGGCGAAGACCGCAGGAGUUCGCCAUUGCUCCCAUGAAGACACGACUCUGCCCUUCACCCAAUCUGAGAAUGAUCAAAGUAAAUUUCCGAUAUCUUUGGAUUAUGGAUUGAGCAGCCAUGAGUAUCAUCAUCAAGGGCCGGCAUGGCUGCUUGCAGCAGCAGGUGCUCAGACUGAAAAGACGUCUAUAUCUUUCAAGGAUGUUAUGGGUAUCUGCGCUACUUUCUCUGAGCACAACUCCCCUUCGAAUUGCGCAACCGAUACCAUUGCUUCUGUAUUACUUUUUAGCGACUCUUUACUUUCACUUCGAUCAGAACUUAUUGAUUCCGCCAGUCCACAGCUUUCAAAUAGACGACCGCGGAAACACGAUUCUGAUCCAUCAGCUCCUCUUGCCUUGAAGUUUACUACCCCCAUGCAAUUUCCGAGAGCUGUACCGCAUCACAUUGCCCAUACUAUUGGUUCAUCUAUCCACCACGUAGGGUAUUACUGUCCCUUCAUCUCCACAUGCAACAAUCCCGUAUUCAGCAUAUCCACUCACGAAUCCAUACCCAUGGUCUUCGCAUUCCUCCCAUCCAACCUCGGUACCCACACCGAAGCGCUCAAAUUUGGUUUUGGGAAUGCGACGGGCUACCACUUUGCCACCAACGGCUUUGCCACCGGUGGCUUCGACGUACUUUUGGACAGAUCCGACACUCUCAAUCUUGACCCUAAGAAAGACUACUCUCAGAUGCAGCAUGAGGUGAACUGUCUCCUUAGCGAUGGACUGGAACUACCCGGACUCUUCUUCAAUAUCUGCAAUCGUGCUUCCGAAGAUAAGGGUCUUCACGGUGCAAUAAGUCCCUGGACUCGGAAUGAACAGAGCGGCAUAGAGCGAAUGAAAACUAUUAUUGCCCCGGAUCAAAAUAUGAUCACUUGUGCUAUGGCAAUUGAGAUUCGACGUUCUAUGAGGACGCAAUCGUGGAUUGUGUGGGGUUUUUUGCUUGGCCUGACCGGUUCGGGAGUACUUCUGUCGCUGUUUGGAUGGUGGUUGGAAAAUAGGCAGGGAAAAAUUCGUUUAUAG